AUGACUGAUCUUGGCCCGCUGCAUCAUUUUUUGGGUAUUUCUGUUAACCGCUCAUCUUCAGGCCUCUACUUGUCUCAGUCAGUUUACGCGAAGGACAUCAUUGCUCGUGCAUCUAUGACAAACUGUAAUCCUGUGGCCACACCAGUUGAUACCAAUUCGAAACUAAGUGCAACAUCCGGUCAUGUGAUCGAGGAUCCUACUUUAUACCGAAGCCUGGCUGGGGCUCUUCAGUACCUCACCUUCACUAGACCGGACAUUUCUUAUGCAGUUCAGCAGGUAUGUUUGUUUAUGCAUGACCCUUGGGAGCCUCACAUGCAGGCCCUUAAGCGGAUCCUUCGUUAUCUUCAGGGUACACUUGAUCAUGGCUUGUUCUUGUAUGCUACUACACUCACUGGAUUAACUGCUUAUUCUGACGCUGAUUGGGCUGGGUGUCCGGAUUCCCGUCGAUCCACUUCCGGAUACUGCAUCUUUCUAGGUGACAACCUAGUUUCCUGGUCUUCUAAGCGUCAGGCAACUGUCUCUCGCUCAAGUGCUGAAGCUUAA
Papaver somniferum (opium poppy) is the source of this 543-nucleotide messenger RNA. RefSeq lists its product as uncharacterized. Lineage: Eukaryota; Viridiplantae; Streptophyta; Magnoliopsida; Ranunculales; Papaveraceae. The transcript has a single exon. The record is from RefSeq and is a predicted model, not a curated record. Bases 1 to 543 code for a protein of 180 amino acids.